Molecule: messenger RNA, 2966 nt
Organism: Lactuca saligna
Lineage: Eukaryota; Viridiplantae; Streptophyta; Magnoliopsida; Asterales; Asteraceae
Source: the annotation of a GenBank genome assembly
AUGGCAAGAAACCCAAUGCUUCUAACAACUCAUCAUUACCUAACAACUUUCCGAACAAGAACCCAAAAUCCCUAUAAGGUCGGGAUGUCAAAUUACGAUCAUACCCUUGGCCUCCGAAGACACAAUCAAACACUUGGGUAUACCCACAUCCGAACUGGGCCAAAUCCUUCCUUUCCCAAAGCCUUAACCCUUAUGACAACUGAUGAUUGGGUUGCAGCCCCUAGCAACGAAGCACUUUCAAAACCAGAUAAUCUUUUCUAUCAUCUUUGCUCUGUAUUUCACCGCUUGUUUCCUGUAAAGUUUAAUCUCUUUCUACCUAAAGAAAUGAUGUUGCUUGCAUCACUAUCUGGGGUUUUUCGUCAUCAACAAAUGAAUAGUUCUUCAAUUUUUCGGCCUCUUCUAAGGUCCGGAAUUGAUCGGAAUGCUGAUAAGAAAUCCAGGAACUUUGCCGAUUUCACUACUCCGACCACCGUGAUCAAGCAAAAGAGGAGGUGGUCACCGAUGGCUGCAGCUGCUCCGGUGAAGACCGGUGGUUUUUCUCCUCCCAAAUUCUACCAGGAGGUUUUGAUUGCUGCAAGAGCAAAUUUUGCACAGGAGAUAUCUUUUCAGUCUAAAGACAAAGACAUAUCCCUUGCUAAGUCUUUGCUUCAUAUUUCUGCCGAAGAUGAGGCGUUUAUUGCUUUCAAUCGCGAAAUGGAUGCACAUUCAUUUGAAAAUGAACGAAAAGGUGGAAAAGUGUCGCUUGAUCUCCAUGAUCCAAAUAAAACAGACUCCAUGGUUAUGGAAGGAAAGAGAAUGGAAGAGUGGUUAUCAGAGUUGGAUGCCAUUGCUAAAGAGGUCGAGGUGGAACUAAUUUCAAGAGACAUAGGUUGCCAUUUGAUUGAAGUUUUGGAAGCUGUGAACAAAGUUCUUUUUGAGUCACGAGGCUUCAAAAGAUCACUUGUUGUGGAUUCCAAAUGUUCCUAUUUGCAUCAUGUUUUAAGCUCCAAAUGUGGUAGUGCAAUUUUGCUUAGUGUAAUCUACAUUGAGGUUUGUCGAAGACUAAAUUUGACUAUUGUUGGAUCCCGAGUUGGGGAAGACUUUUUAAUCUGGCCCCAAACAGGAAAUCCAGAGGAGCUUUUUAAGGUCAAAUCAGGGAACACUUUAUUUGGGAUUGUUAAUGGGCGAUGUGUUGAGAACCCAAGGUCAAAGGCAUCGGAUUUAAACAGCAAUUCACUUUUGGGACUUGAUAUUGCUACAAAUCGGGAUAUUAUUGGGAUUUAUCUCGCUAAUUUAAUUAGGCUUCAUUGGAAACGUGCUUCAAGGAUGAAUCGUGGUUUAAUGUUGACUUCUCCACUUAGGCCGGUUGAUGAUGAAAAGACUGAUAGUUCGAGUAAACCCUUGUUACGUCCACAAGAUCUUAGGUUUCAAGAUUGACAUGAGAAUUGAGAGGAGAAUUUGUUAAAUUGUGAUCAUUACCCAAUAAUCUCCCACUUUUUUUUUUUUGACAAAUAUACAAAAAGGGUUAAUUGCAAUAAAUAGCAGCAUACUUUUGGAUCAUUCUAUUUAGGCAUUGUACUUUGGAAAUUUACCCAAAUAUAGCAAUAUUUUCCUAAUACAAAUGGAUUUUCACUGUUAUAAAUGGGUAGGUAUUUUCCAAGUAUAAUGUCUUAAAAAGAAAUUAUUAUUAUUAUUAUUUUUUCUUUUUAAAGUACUAUGGCAUUACUAGGUACCUUUUCCAAAGUGAAAUGCAUUAAAAAAAAAAUUAAAAGUAAAAUGUUUUAAUAGAAAUGAAUGAAAGUGUUCAAGCUUUAAACUAAUUUAAGUGUGCUAAAUUAGACCAUGAAUGACACAUUUAAUGUUUGUAGUGUAAAGAAUUUACAUUGUCAUUUUAUAGAAAAUAGACUUAAAAAACGGUGGAAAUAAUUUGGUUUUGAUUUCAUUGAUUAUGACAUAUGCAUAUCUACCAUACUUUUACUGUUUUCAUUGCUUAAUAGAAAACUGUUUCUCCUCUUUCAGUUUCUAAGUCUAUAUUUUUAUAUAUUCUUUUGCAUUUAACACUAAUACCUCUUCUAAUUUCUAUGACAUCUUCCACUUUCCGAUAAACUUACAACUUUUCAUCAAACAUUAAAUAUUUACAUUAUAAAUUUUAUUCUCGAAAUUAUAACAUUACCAAUAUAAUAUUCAGUAAUUAAAUGUGCACAUUUGUAAGUUGUGUUUGUUACGUUGUACAAGACUAACAAAAUUUCUAGAAUUACUCUCAUUAUUCUAAUGAUGAGGAUAAGGAGGGCAUUCACGUCUUUUGUACAAACAAGAGAUCGAUAUUGAAUCCCUAUACCAUCUUUUUAGAUGGGACAAAUUGCAAUUUUGUCCUAUUAACAUCAGUCUGAGUCCAAGUCCACUGUAUACCAAACACAGUCCAACCUGUUUUGUUCUGUUUUGUCUUGUCCUCCUUAUCAUAACAUGAACUUGUGCUCUAAAUGAGUCAUUUUCUUGUGUUUGGCAUGUGGAAUCUUUUCUUUUGGCCUAGGCUGGCUAUCAUGGCAUCCGAGAGAUUGCUUAUAUUGCAGCCACAUAAUUGGGCUUUGAGGAGAGAUCAUGGCAUGAUGUUGUAUUUCAGUAGGGAUUAUGGAGAAGCAGUUCAAGAACUAAGCAUUUGCAUGGCUUUUGCACCAGAAGAAGAGGCUGAAAUCUUGGAACCGUUUGUGGAGAAGUUGCAUUUGUUGAGGCUUGAAUCGUCUUGGAAAUCGUUGGGGCAAAAAGGUCAUUUGACAGUCACUUGAAAACGUUUCUGUGUUGUUUGUUUGUGGAAUAUUUAUAGUCGUAUCUCUUUGACUUUUGAACACUUGACUUAAGAAGUUAAAUCUUGUAGGUGUAGGCUUGUUUAACCUUGUAAUCUGUUAGGCUUCUACUCUACUUUGACUUUUGAAUCAUGUUUCCUUUGGUCCUCUAAAUCAAUAUAAUAUAUUAUAGCAUUUUAUACAAGC